AACGGCUGCAUUUGCAGAUGUUAGUAGUGACAAAAUGUUUCUAAAUCGAAUUGUGGUUGUGGCUGCUAAACGAUAUAUGAGCGAAGCAAACGCAACAAUAUUUGCUUUGAGCUCGGCUUAUGGUAAAUGUGGUGUUUCAGUGAUACGAGUUUCGGGACCGCACACUAGAGAAGCACUUCGUGCUAUCGUUGGCAAUAAAAAUGAUUUCAAAGCUCGCGUCGCUUACUUGCGUGCUUUAUAUAGGCCGGAAACAACAGAAAUGAUAGACAAAGGUCUAGUUCUAUGGUUUCCAGGCCCAUCGUCGUACACUGGCGAAGACUGUUGCGAAUUUCAGGUACACGGAUCUACGGCCGUCAUUGCAGCUUUGUUAGAAAAUUUGGGAAAGCUGCCCGGCCUGAGACCCGCUGUACCAGGAGAAUUUACAAGGCGAGCAUUUAUCAAUAAUAAAUUAGAUUUGACAGAAGUAGAUGGAUUAGCGGACUUAAUACAUGCCGAAACCGAAGCGCAAAGAAAACAAGCUCUAUUGCAAAGCAGUGGCUCCCUUUCAAGGUUGUAUGGCAAUUGGCGGAAAGUUUUAAUACGAUGUGCUGCACAUUUGGAGGCAUACAUAGACUUUGCCGAAGACGAAAACAUUGAAGAUGAUGUAAUAACUAAUCUUACUAAUGAUUUGAAGGCUGUACGUGAGCAAAUUAGCGAUCAUGUAAACGAUCAACGUCGAGGUGAAAUUUUACGCGAUGGAGUACGUACAGUAAUUGCGGGAGCCCCAAAUGUGGGAAAAAGUAGUUUUCUGAACCUGGUGUGUCAACGCGAAGUUUCCAUAGUAACCGAGAUCGCCGGUACUACGCGAGAUAUAAUUGAGUUAACUCAUAAUUUUGGUGGUUAUCCAGUACGAUUUACCGACACUGCCGGUCUACGGCUUACAACACAGGAUCAAGUUGAGCUAGAGGGUAUUAAACGAGCCAAAAAGUGUAUACAACAAGCCGAUCUUAUACUUUUUCUAUUAGAUGCAUGGGAACUAAAUAAGUAUCAAGUACAUACCAAACAAAUACUGGAUGAUUACCUUAAAAAGCAUUAUCAAAACUUAGAUUUACAUGAAAGUAUGCUUUUAGCACCAAGGCGUGUACAAUUUAUAGCUAAUAAAGCAGAUCUACUCAAUCCUGAAGAGCUACAAAUUAUGAAAAAAAUUCCGGAAUUGAUAUGCAUUUCCUGUAAAGGAAACGGAGAAGUUAAGGAAUUUCUAAAUGCAUUUGAAAAUCUGCUCAAGGAACUAUGCGGUACUCCUUUAGCUGAAGCUCCUCGUCUCAGCCAUGUCCGUUACCGCCAACUUUUGGAACAAUGCGUUCAGCAUAUGACGCUUUUUCUAACCAAUUAUUCGCCAGAAAUCUAUAAGGACAUGGCGAUAUCCGCACAAAAAUUGCGCCAAGCUAUCAGAUGUAUAGAGAUAAUCAUCGGUCAUGUUAGCACUGAUAAUAUUCUUGAUGUUGUUUUUAAAGAUUUUUGUAUUGGCAAAUAGCCGGAUAAAACAACAACUCGUUUCUUUAGUUACGAUCGUUGUUGCGGGAAUUCUUACAACCGAUUAAUGCGAAGUUGUCGACAAUGUUGCAGCAGGUAGUCCAGAGAUCGAAUUACAGUUUUCAAUGAAAAUGGAAUUAAGAAUCCAUUGGCACAAAAUUAUAUAAAUAAGAUUCGAAAUUUAGCAUAACGAAAUUGAAUAUUAAGAAGCUAAGGCGAUUAAAUGAAAUUGCUUGUAAUAGUUAUGUAAUAAAAUGU
This is a messenger RNA of Glossina fuscipes, 1770 nucleotides long. Its product is annotated as tRNA modification GTPase GTPBP3, mitochondrial. The record is from RefSeq and is a predicted model, not a curated record. Gene Ontology annotation, molecular function: protein binding; GTPase activity; GTP binding. The transcript has 3 exons. Bases 35 to 1513 code for a protein of 492 amino acids. NCBI's taxonomy places the organism in Eukaryota, Metazoa, Arthropoda, Insecta, Diptera, Glossinidae. Gene Ontology annotation, biological process: tRNA methylation; tRNA wobble uridine modification. Gene Ontology annotation, cellular component: cytoplasm; mitochondrion.